Owenia fusiformis is the source of this 924-nucleotide messenger RNA. The record is from the annotation of a GenBank genome assembly. Lineage: Eukaryota; Metazoa; Annelida; Polychaeta; Sabellida; Oweniidae.
UUGGCUGCUAAAUAUCCAAAAAUCGAGAGAGGCUCUUUCGACCAGCCGGCGGAUGAUACAAAAGAACCGGAAGUUAUUUUAUUUGCAAAUGGGAAAGAAAGGCUAUAUUUUAAACUAAUAUUAGAACAAUUACCAAGCGACACAGUGCUUCGAUUAGAAACAGCCAUGGCAGCAGGAGGCUACCCACAGCCCCCUUAUCAGCAACAAAUGCAACCUCGACCACACUUUCAAACACAAAUGUCUCCGCAUGCUGGCUCUUUGCCCAUGAUGCAACAACAACAGCAGCAACAACAACAGCAACAACAAUUUGGCUCACCAGCAAAAGAGGUUAACAUGGCAACAUUAUGUAAAAUAGGUCAAGAGACUGUACAAGAAAUUGUACAAAAGACUAUGGAUAUUUUCCAAAUUCUCAAACAGAUUCAGUUCCCUCAAGGAGUGGCUUCAUCGGGACAUGCAUACCAAGAGCGCAAAGCAAAGCUUGAAGAGACAAUGAAACACAUGGAGGACAGCUUUAGGAAAUUGCGUCUUGUACACGAUGCUGUUAAUCAAGAAACAAGCCAGUAUAACACGACUCAAAUUGAAAAUCUCAUCCCUAUGUUAGAAAAUGGGGAAGUGACUGGGGAAAGGGCUAAAGUUAAUGAUGCUAUGAAGUAUGCAAGUGAUGAGGCGAGAGAGAUUAAAGAACAGAUAGCAACAAGGAACAGAGAACUGAAGCAGAUAAUAGAUCAGAUGAGAACAAUAACAUGGGAAAUAAAUACAAUGUUAGCAAUGAGAAAAAUAUAAUAUAAGGUCUCCUUAUGUAAACUGACAUGAUAGCUUGGGUUCCUUAUAUAGCCUAGAUGUUAUUUACUGCAAAGGAUUGAAUAUGGGUAUUAUAUAGUGGGUUUUAUAUACUAGCCAAAAUAAUGUUCUCAGAGGGUCCAA